GGGAGGGCAGAGAGAGACCCUGAUUUGAAAGGUUUAAAAGCUUUCCGGUGGGGCAGAUAGGCACUUAUGCUGGUGGGGAUCCUUUGUGCAGCCAAGCUGGCCCUCACUCAAGAAGACCUUGGCAGAGGCAGCCUUUCCUUUUCCCAGAGUCCCAGGAACAGGAGGGUUUGCUCUCACCAUGUUGCUUUGGCCUGUGCUUCCUGUGUUCCUGGCUGCUGUGGGCAUUUGUGGCUUCUGGGUUGUAUUUGCCAUGGCAGUCACAAAUGGCUCCGUCAAUAUCACCGAAGCUUUCCCAUAUAUCAGCACAUGCGGUGCUUCUCCACCCCAGAGUUGCGUGUUUGGACAAAUUCUUAAUCUAGGAGCCUUUUUAGGUAUGGUGGUCUGCUUUAUAAAGUACAAACAAGUCCGAGAUUAUGGCUAUCAAUCCCGUCUGAAUCUAUUUGGACUUAUCUUAGGUCUACUUUGUGCCUUUGGUGCAUCAUUGGUGGGGAAUUUCCAGCAAUAUAAUGAGCUGCAAGUCCAUGUUACAGGCGCCUUCUUGGCUUUUGUGAUUGGAAACAUUUAUUUCUGGGUCCAGACCUUGCUGACCAAACAAGUGAAACCAAGACAUGGAGGAGCCUGGAUUGUACCACUCCGCUUCUUUCUUAGCCUUUCUGGUUCCAUUUUGUUUAUUUCCACGGUUGUUCUUUUCUUCCUACAACUGCAUUCGGAGGCAGCCUACUGCGAAUGGGCCUUGGCUAUGGACCUCUUCCUGCUGUUUGGCCUUUUUGCGGUGGAUUUCCAGCACAUCGGCGGCUGCUCAAUCCAUAUCCUGCCCCGGUGUGCAGAGGAUGAUUUCCCGAAUGUGCAGAUAUCAGUACAAACACUUUCACUCUGAUUCCUCUUGUGGCGUCUUGUCCAUGCACCAGGCCUGAUUUUUUUUUUUUUUUUUUGGUGGAAAAACACUGCAUCAAGUCCUUAGCAUUUGGCUGUGAGGGAAAGAGAACCCAAAACAUUGCCAGACCUAUUAUUUUCUCAUUUGAAAAGUCUUCUUAUCUGGCCGUGCUUUGGAUCCAUAUAAUUCUGUAGAGGAGAAGUAUCCUAGGUAUCCUUUAUAAGGAUUCAGCCUUGUUUUGUUUUUUUUUCCUGUCAGGGAAGUUAGUCCCAAUGUUUUUCAUUGGAAGAUCUACUUGUCAUCAUCUUGUUCUUUUGUUUUUUUAAAUAGAUUUUUAAAAAAUCUAUUUAAUUUUCUGCUAGUAACUUCUCAAUUAGCCAGCUUACCUGCCCAAACCAGCUUGAUGGAAGAAUUUGUUACAAAUUGAAAAGUGAUGAAGCCUUGGUUUUUUUUCUCCUCGGAGGAUUAUUGAUUCCUUAGUAUAGAUAAAAAUGAAUAUUUUUUCUUCUCUUCCAUCAUUGCCAGCAGAGCCAUGGAUGAGAACAAAUGAAGAAAGCAGCCAAAAUGCUGCACAACCAUUUUGCAGAGUAGAUCUUAUUACCUCAACGCUGACUAAACUAAACGUACUUAUAUUCUAAAACCGGUUUAAACAGUCAAAACCCAUAGAAUGGUUAUACCGACAUAUACAUGAAUUGUUUCUUUCAGACAUGCAGAAUAAUGAUACUAUCCAGUUUCUUAAAAUAUUCAACUUCUUAAAAUGUGUAUAUCAGUGUAUACACUAGAUUUAUAUUGAUUGGAGUGAAUCCAGUUUCUUUACAUCUCCUAGAAGUUAACAACUUUGGGUGUCCUUCCUCUGAUCAAAAAGGAACUUGCUUUUCCUAAUAUUUAAUGAAGUUGAAUUAUCCCAUUAGAAGGCCAGAUCUGAAAAUCCAAAGGUUCCUUCUUCCUUUUACGUUUUGUUAAAACUUUGCCUAAAUUAUACUGUGCCACAAAGGGGGCAAACACUUCUAUCUUCCUCCCUGACAACUUUUAUUUUAAUUGCUGUAUUUACAGUAUAAUAACUUUUCCUGACUUAAUUUCAGUUCUUUUAUGAUGGAAAUUUAAUAAAUGUAAAGUUUUUGGAUCCUAUUUUGUUCACAGAAGAAUCUUUCCUCUCUCUCUUUCUCUUAGAUCAUAGCAGGUCUGGUGCAUUUGUAUGCAGCGUUAAUAUUAUAUUGAGUAUAUUUAACUAUGUAGAAAAUAGAAAGGCUGUUAUCUUCCAGAAAGAUUUGGCGAUAAAACCUCUAAAAUCAACUGAAGAUUGACAAACGUUUCAAGAUAACAAUACAUUUUUAGCUAAGCGGGAAAGAGUCCCAGACGGAUUUCUGCAAGUGUGAAGAUGAAUUCUGGCAAUCAAAGGAUACUGAAUAAUUCCAUGAUAACUUUGGAGAGGGGACAGUAAAGAGAAUUAACCAUUCCUAAAUCAAAGCAUGCCUGGAAUCUUUUAGAAAAGAUGAUGGCCUCUAAACAGACUGUUCCCCAAAUAAUGCCAUCUCUUCAGACACAUUCUAACACAGGUGGACAACUCCUGUUAUAGCAAUCUUAUAACCUAUGGAUGUCAAUUCCCAGAAUCACAGCCUUUCCUUGUUAAUAAUGGAUUUUUUUUUGUUAAUUAAUGGGAUUCAUGAACAUAAUGAAUUAUU
Pantherophis guttatus is the source of this 2556-nucleotide messenger RNA. It is a transcript of the gene TMEM150B, whose product is annotated as transmembrane protein 150B. The record is from RefSeq and is a predicted model, not a curated record. Gene Ontology annotation, cellular component: plasma membrane. NCBI's taxonomy places the organism in Eukaryota, Metazoa, Chordata, Lepidosauria, Squamata, Colubridae.